Messenger RNA from Mytilinidion resinicola, 1873 nucleotides. RefSeq lists its product as uncharacterized. The coding region runs from base 168 to 1535 and encodes 455 amino acids. Lineage: Eukaryota; Fungi; Ascomycota; Dothideomycetes; Mytilinidiales; Mytilinidiaceae. The transcript is spliced from 2 exons. The record is from RefSeq and is a predicted model, not a curated record.
GCUCCGCGUUGUGGGAUGACCCCAUCGCGGCUCCUGGCCUGUUUAGCAACUCCUAAUCCGCGUAAUCAUUCCCUCGAGAUCUUUCACUAUCACGAACUCCACUCCGCACUUCGACGUACCGACAGACGCGCCCCGCCGAGCGCCCGUUACACUGCAGCUGGGCAAACAUGAGCGACUAUGGCGAUGGUAACUACUCAGACGGCGAUUACGACCCGUGGUAUUACAUCGAGGAAACAUAUCAGGCUGCAGAUGACCUCGCAGAACACGCCGUAGCUUCACCCCCGCCUAUAUACCUCGACGAGGAUCAAUACGACGAUUUCGACCUGUUUGACUUCUGGUACGACAUAGAGGAGGGUUCUGACGCUGAUGUGGAGGAAGCAGAGGGAACGCUAGGAUCUAAAGGCCACUCUAAAACAGGCCAAAAAAGGAAGAGGGGCGCGAAGACCAUACCUGGAAGGAAGAGACGCAAGGUGGAGGGUGGGAAAAUUCAAGCGCUGCCCGUCAGGUCAACGUCACCAACGCCCACCGUUUUGUGGCUGUCGCAAAGCAACCGAGACGCCCAACGUGCUGCGAAAGUUAAAUUUCUUGACGACACCGUCAAGCCGUACGCGCUACUCAAAGACUGGCGAGAGCUUGCCGAAAGAAGCCCGAAAGGAAAGGGUCUGGUGGUACACGAACCAGAAGAAGCAUCUGAACAUGCUGUUGCUCAAUCAGGCAAAGGAAGAGCAGCGUCAAUUACGGGCCCGCUUUCUCCAUCACCAGAAUUAGAAGACGAUGAGAUGCAAGAGCUCAUUGCAACCAGUGGGAUUGAUCCAGGAGCCCUGAUGACUGCGCUGCAGAAUCGUUUAGCAGACGCUCAAGGUCUCGAAGGAUUUGACCGCUCAGUCCUGUUGAAGUAUGCCAUGCGGAUGAUGGUCAAUGAAGACGAAUCCGAGGAUAUUGCCGGAGAAUUGACCGAGGAUAUACUCGGCCGCGAUGAUGACGACCCUCACGCUGCUGGUAUUGCGUCGUGGAUUUCUCAACAGUUGGGCACGGCAGAGCAGGAUGAGGACGUUGAACCCGUUGGGGCUAGGAACGAUAGCUUCGCAGAUUCAUCUACUCGAUCGCCAUUCGCCAUACCAAUGUCUCCAGCCGUUACUACAGCUGAACAACACCCACCCACUCCAUCUUCUACCGAGACAGCUAAUAGCACGACCACCACGGCUGGAUUGGGGCUUACUGCGACACGGGUUGGCCCAGCAAGUUUAACAAAGGCCACAAAUAAGAAGGCUGCUGCAAAAGCUUCGAAGGACAAGGAAGCAUCAAAGGCCUCGGCGGCACUAAACACGUCGGACGCUACUCCACAGCCACCUACGCGCAAAAGAAAGGCGCAUGCUGACGAUGCAGAAACCACCGAGCCUGCUCCGGAGCCGAAACGAGCAGCUCGAGGAGCCCGAUCUUAUAAUGCUCCUACUGCAGCAAGCCAGGCCAGGUCAACCGCACCCGACGCUUCAACUUCGAAGACCACCAGGUCUGGGAGGGCACGGCGCGGUUAGCAUACCUCAUCACCACUAAUCGUGGUGCCAUAUCUUUUCUAUCGCUCUGAGAGCCCUUUUCAUGCAUAAUUAUUGGACAUAUCUUCUUACGGGGUUUCUUUGGGCUAUCGCGUUGGACACGGUGGCGGGUUUAGGCAUCAUCGGCCCUAGUGUUCGGGUAGGUAUCUUGGGUAUGCAUUGAAACACCUAUGAGCAUUAAGAUUGCCUCUGGGGGCUUCUAGGCACGUAUAUCCCGGGCUUUAGACUCUGGAAAAGCAGACAGCUAUGGCUAUAAGUUGAAUACUAGCUCGUGGGCUUUUCAUAGCUCAUGAAUUACUCAUGGUUAUAACUCAUCCCAC